AUGGUACAACACCACUCUGGUGGUCUGCAUCUAGAGGGAAUGAUGAUUGUUAGUCAGCUGCUUGCAAUGCCUGGCAUUGAUGCUAAUGCCGUCAACAAUAAUGGUACAACACCACUCUGGCGCACAGCAUCGAGAGGAGACGAGCUAGUUGUUAGCCAGUUGCUUGCUGUUCCUGAUAUUGAUGUUAAUGUAGCCGAUAAAAAUCAUUUGACACCACUCUGGAGGGCUGUCUUGCGAGGACAUAAGGGAGUCGUGGGCCAGCUACUUUCUGUUCCUGGCGUUGACGUUAAUAUAGCCAACCGUGAUGGCCAGACACCGCUCUGGAGGACUGCAUUUGGAAGGCAUGACACGAUUGUUAGCCAGCACUCGAGGAUUCUCGUCUUGACUCAAAUCUUUCGUUUCGAAAUGGGCAACCUAGCGAAAAUUGACUUGCUCCAGGCUGAGGUCGACGAGAACGACCAAAGCUUUUUCCGUCUUCUGGUUGACGGUCGGACCGUCAAAUACAUUACCGUUGAACCUAGCAUCUAUAGCGCCGAGGAUAUUUGCUUCGGUCCUUCGCUCGUUUCUAUCUUGCCCGAAAUUCCCCCGGGGGCUGGAACGAUGGUUUAG
Aspergillus affinis is the source of this 609-nucleotide messenger RNA. Its product is annotated as ankyrin repeat domain-containing protein. Gene Ontology annotation, molecular function: protein binding. The transcript is spliced from 2 exons. Lineage: Eukaryota; Fungi; Ascomycota; Eurotiomycetes; Eurotiales; Aspergillaceae. The record is from RefSeq and is a predicted model, not a curated record. Bases 1 to 609 code for a protein of 202 amino acids.